This is a messenger RNA of Oryzias melastigma (Indian medaka), 1870 nucleotides long. RefSeq names its product transcription factor 15 (gene tcf15). Gene Ontology annotation, biological process: regulation of transcription by RNA polymerase II; developmental process. Lineage: Eukaryota; Metazoa; Chordata; Actinopteri; Beloniformes; Adrianichthyidae. Gene Ontology annotation, molecular function: DNA-binding transcription factor activity, RNA polymerase II-specific; protein dimerization activity; RNA polymerase II transcription regulatory region sequence-specific DNA binding. The coding region runs from base 292 to 828 and encodes 178 amino acids. The transcript is spliced from 2 exons. The record is from RefSeq and is a predicted model, not a curated record.
UUAAAUAUUUACUUGAUGUUAACUUUAUGGAGACAUUUCAGCUCCAGCUACAGUAAGACAGCGCUGUCAGCUCCUCCCAUCCAGCUAUAAGAGGCCAGCUGACCUGCUGCUCUGCGUCCAUCGUGAAUGAAACCAACGCAAACUGACUUGGGAUAAAGUCGGUCAUUCCAUCUUACAAAAAACGUAUUUUCCUUUGUUGCAUUUUGCGCCGUCUGGAGAUGUAAGGACGAAUCCAAGGUCUGGAUUUGGACCGCGUGCGCAUCGGGAUUUUGGAGCUGGUAACUGUGCACCAUGACUUUCGCCAUGCUGCGGCCCGUGGCGACGCACUUGAUCUACUCGGACUUCACUGCGACUUCCGAGGACGACGAGAACCGCAGCGAGAGCGACGGCAGCUCGGAGCAGAGCUACUGCGGCUCCACGGAGAAGCGGCGGCGCGCGUCCCACAAGUUGGAUGGAGACACGGCGGUGGUGAUGAAGCAGAGGAGCGCAGCCAACGCGCGGGAGCGAGGCCGGACCCAGAGCGUCAACACCGCCUUCACCGCCCUGCGGACUCUCAUACCCACCGAGCCGGUGGACAGGAAGCUCUCCAAGAUCGAAACUCUCCGACUGGCUUCCAGCUACAUCUCCCACCUCGCCAACGUGCUGCUGACCGGGGACGCCUGCGCCGACGGACAGCCGUGCCUCGGCGGCCACGCGCAGGGAGAGAGCGGGGGGAGGCAGCCGCGGACCAUCUGCACCUUCUGCUUAAGCAACCAGAGAAAAGGGAUUAAGGAUGGAAAAGACUGCUUGAAAAUGCGAGGGCUGGCUCCGCUGAGAAUGAGGCGCUGACUGAUGACCAUGGAAAGAUGAGCAACCUGCAAAUCCUCAAAGACUUUCUCAGGGAAGAGUGGAAGCUGGUUUUACAGACGCGCGCUGCACUCUGUGCUUUGUGCACACGCUGGAUGAAACGGUGGAACCAAAGGAAAGACUAUUUAUUCUUGAUUCAAAAAAAUCCUUUUCAAAGAUGCAGUGCAUUGGUUUGAAACGUGUGUGUUUUUGUUGUUGUCUUUGUCCUUUUGUCUGGAAGAAGUUUUAAAUAAAAUAUAUUUUAUCAAAAGAAGGGGAUCUUUAUAUGAAGCGGUCACACAAACCCAGGCAGUACUGGAUUAAAAAAAAAUAUACAACAUUUUUAGCACUGAAUGCUAUUGUCUGAACCCUCCACAUACAUUUAUGAUGGUCUUUAAUUGCCGGGUGUUUUGUUUUCUGCCUUCCUCACACACAAACAUACAUUUCCAUGGUUUCUAACGCUGCUGCCAAAACCUUGUUGGGGAAUUCUGUGCUGUUACAGCAGAUGGUUUCUGGUGUCAUUGACUGGUGUGUUUUUUUCUCCCCCCCCUGAAUCUCACCACUGCUGUUUUUUGAAGUCUGUUUUCGAUUAGUUACGGCAAAUAGUAGCCCACACUCCGCUCCGAGCCCCAACACAGCUGUUGGUGUGUCACAGGAAUAAAUCACUGCUGUGGGCCUGCCGGACAGGGAGAGAUGGGGUGAAAGAUCAAAGGUCAAAGUGGAGAAAUGAAAUGAAGGGAAAUUUAAUGAAAGAAAAUGACGCAAAAAUGUCUUGUUGGGGUCGCUUUGGUUGAAGAUUCCGCCUGAUUUGCUCUAAAGCGGUCUCCAAGGCUUCCAUCACAACUCUCCUGUAGAAAAAAGUGAAAAGAGGAGCAGAUUUUUGAAGCAAAUUUUCAUCCUCGUCGGCCUUUUGAGGCUUCUGCUGCCAAACAGCUGAGCUUUCUGGCGCUCACAUUGAACGGGGCUUCUUUGGUGACCCAAACAGAGAACUUUUAGUGAGUUUAAGGUCCAUGCUCGGCGCUUCUCCCCGUAUCCUUCCCCCACC